This is a messenger RNA of Hypanus sabinus (Atlantic stingray), 1674 nucleotides long. Its product is annotated as leucine-rich repeat and immunoglobulin-like domain-containing nogo receptor-interacting protein 1. Lineage: Eukaryota; Metazoa; Chordata; Chondrichthyes; Myliobatiformes; Dasyatidae. The record is from RefSeq and is a predicted model, not a curated record. Bases 1 to 1674 code for a protein of 557 amino acids. Gene Ontology annotation, molecular function: protein binding. The transcript has a single exon.
AUGCUGUGGGGAGCGGACGACAGAAUAUGGCUGAUCCUGGUCCUGCUCCUGCUGGCUUUUGUGCGAGGCUGCCUGGCUGACUGCCCCAGCUCCUGUACUUGUGGUCUGGGGAAUGGGACAGUGGUGUGCCAUGGCGCCCAGCUCACCACUCCUCCAAGACUGCUUCCUGAUGGGAUAAGGAGGCUGGACUUGAGCAGCAACUUGAUUGAGUGGCUGGGCCGGGAAACCUUUGGCAAUCUGACCGAGCUACAGGAGCUGGACCUCAACAACAACCUGGUGUCCAACAUUGAGGACGAAGCCUUCAAUGGCCUGCCCAGUCUCCUCACCCUCCGGCUGAGCGGCAACCGUCUAAGCACCAUUCAGUCCAGCGUGAUGAGGGCCUUGCCCAACCUCCGCAGACUGGAGCUGGGUGAUAGGCUGGUCCACGUGGAGGCUGGGGCCUUCACUGGCCUGGCACGACUACGGCAUCUAUCCCUGGGCAUGGCGUCUGCUGCCUGCCAGGUGCCCAUUGUUUCCCUCUCAUCACUGCAUGGUCUCCGGUCACUGCACCUCUCCGGCUUGGGAGCCAGAACACUGGAGGCCGGCUCCUUCCACGGCUUGCGGCGCCUCCGUCACCUGUGCAUCGAGCGCUGGCCUCAGCUGGCGGAGCUGAAUCCAGGCGUGCUGGACAGCCUCAACCUCACUAGCCUUUCGAUCACCCACUGCAACCUGAGCUCAGUACCCAGCCACUCCUUCACCCACCUGGUCCACCUGCGGCGUCUUGACCUCUCGCACAACCCCAUCACUGCGGUGCAAGGGAAUGCACUGGAGGGGCUGGCUGGCUUGCGUGAGCUGCGAUUGGCUGGUGGCGGCCACCUGGCUGAGAUCCGGGCUGGAGCCUUCCGGGGCCUGCCCAGCCUCCGAGCCCUCGAUGUGUCGGGCAACAGAUUGGUAACACUAGAGGAAGCAGCCUUUGAGUCAGUGGGCAGCCUGGAGUCCCUGGGGCUGGGCUCCAACCCACUGGCCUGUGACUGCCGGCUCAGCUGGCUGCUACAGGCUAGGGCACCUGGGCUGGACUGGGGGCGGCGGCUGCCCACCUGCACCGACCCGGAGGGGGCACGCAGCCUUCAGCUGGUGGAGCUGGGCCCUGCCGAGCUUACCUGCCACCAGCCCCGUAUCAACAUCCGCCCCCAGGCCCAGGUGUCAGUAGCUGAGGGGCAGACGGUGAGACUGGCAUGUGGGGCUGUGGGCCGGCCAGCUCCGGUGGUGAACUGGGUCGCGCCUGACCUCCGGUUGCUGAGUGGUGGCAAGGGCGGUCGGCUCCGGAUGCUGGCUGACGGCUCGCUGGAGAUCCACCUGGCCCAGGCCGGGGACUCUGGUCUUUAUCUGUGCACUGCGUUUAACCUAGCAGGCAAUGACUCUGCCUCCGCUCACCUGCUUGUGAGCGGCUGGGGUACACCCACCACCCCUGCCUCCGCCUUUCCUUCCCUGCUGGACCCUCCGACCUUGACGGUUGUCCUGACCCUGGGCUUGGCCUGCUUCCUUGGCGUCACCGUGUUCUGCUUUGCACUUCUGCUGCUCUGGGGCCGGCUGAAGGGCCCCAUCAAACGCACCAGCAGCGUGGAGGUGCUCAGGCACUCAAGUGGCACCAGUGCACAGUCUGAAGCCGUCAAGUACACCACCAAAAUGUUGUGA